AUGAAACAAGUUCAGAAGUGUAUCACUGCGCGGACAGAAAAGAUUCUCUAUGAAGAGCUAUUCUAUGACAGAUUCCAAGAUGCACAAGCGUGUUGGCUGGCCCCGACCGAUGGCAAGGUCUUUUUCAAACCCUUUGAUGAUCAGCGACGCGUGGACCAAUACGUGUCCGCUAACGCGACAAAUGCGCUCAUAGCCUCAUUGAUGGGGGGUCACUACGACAUCGCCAAAACACUACUACGGACUGGUUUCGACAGCCCAAAUGGCAGAGAGCUCUUGAUUUCCUCUAUCACCGAAGCCUGUCUGCUGGACCGUCGGCUUCACAAGCCAUCCGACGUGGAUCCUCAUCUGGAGCUGAUCAAAACCAUGAUUGAAAUUUGCGCUGGAGUCGCGGGAUUGAAAGUUCAUCUGGGUGAAGCGCUCGUGCUCCGCGCAGGUCUCUCCUGGGGUGCUGUGGACCAGGUCGUGCGCCAACUCUGCGACUGUGGCGUUGACCCAAACGCUUUGCCUGACUUCGCUGAAACAACUUCGGAAUUCGGUUCUGCUUUAAUUGCAGCCUCGCAGGGCCACAGUGUCAAAGUUGUCGACACUCUCCUCAAAGCCAACGCAGAUCCGAAUCAAGAGGCCACUUUUGGCCGACUGCGAACGCCACUGAUUGCAGCAGUCACGAAGUACGCUAGGCAUGGGGCAGAUGCUCAACUGGAGAUAUUCAAACUACUGUUGAACCAUGGCGCAUCACCGAGGAAAAUUGUGAGCAGCGCCCUCCAAAGCCAGACAUCCUCACCUCCGCAAUCUAGAGUGGCCAGCGGGAGCGCGUUGAUAGCCGCCGCUUCUGCCAAGUGCUACCCCCAGCCGCCAUAUGCUGCAAAGAUCUUUGAGAUCCUAGAGACAUACCGCGUGCUGGAAGAUGUGAAUUUGUGCAUACCAAGCGAUCAUUUCGGAACCCCCUUGAUUGCUGCGGCGGCCAGCGGUAACGCAUGGACCGUGGACUUCCUGGUGCAGCACGGGGCCGACCCUCACCUUCAAGGUCGGGCAGAUGUGGAUUGGUGUUUGCCUGCACUAGCUGCCGUCUACGGCGGUCUCCCAGAAGUGGCUUUGCAGUUCCUCAAAGAGUCAGAUUUUGCCAGUUUGCAGACUCAUCCACAACAGUGGGCGAAAUGUUUCAUACUCGUUUGUGCCAACGCCACAAAUGAUGCACAGGAAGAAGACGAGAGAGCACUUACAUCUUGGGACAGCCUGGCCUGUGAAUUGCUCGAUCACGGGAUUGAUGUGAUUUUGAACGCAAGCCACAGCAGUGCUUGCGAUGACGGAACCCUGAUCGACGACAGUGAUCACUUAGACCCCGCCUUCUACGGCUGUUCUCUUAUCGCAGCCUGUGUCUCUGGUCGACUGGCAUUGGUCAAACGGAUUCUGGACAGUGGAGCGCCACAAAGACCUGGCAGCAAAGGUCUAUUUGGCAGUUGUCUGGCAGCUGCAAGUUAUUCUGCGAAUGUCAAGAUGGUCCGCUUCUUUCUCGACCAAGGUUUUGACGUGAAUGAGCAAACACCUCAAGUUAAAUUCUGGUGUCCACUUGUUGCUGCUCUGAGGAGUGAACACUGGGAGACGUUCGAUGUGGUUAGCUUGUUAUUGGAGAAAGGGGCUGACCCGAAUGCACUGUACGCUGGACACAGCCCGUCGGUGGAGGACACACAGAUCCUGGUCAUGAUUCUGGAGCAAAUGAAGUCGUGGCAUCACGUUCUUGUUUUGCAACGUUUGUGGAAUAAGAACAAGAUCACUGGGUCUUCGAUAAUGCAGGCACGUCCCUUUUUUGGCAGUCCGAUUACGGCAGGCAUUCGACGUCAUCGAGAGAAACUAUUAAGCUGCUUGAUGGACAACGGAGGAAAUCUGGACUUGGAGAACAGUGCAGGCUUCUAUCCAACCGCGAUGCUCACAACACAGGAUAACAAACGUGGCUUUGACAUUCAGCGAGGACUUCUCGAUCAAGGAGCAUCGCCAACCAAACCUGAACAGAUGCUGGACUACAUCCGGCCUUUUCGAGAUAUCAAAUGUCCCCAUCUUGAAGCAUCAGCUUGCCUCUGCGUUCCCGGAUCCUUCUGGGGCAAUAUGCUCUCACUCUGCGUGAUGAAGGAGCUUACCAUUCCGUAUCUGCUACAGCAAGGAGCCGAUCCCGACGAGGUUGUUCCGGGAAGUUUCUAUGGCUCGGCGAUGAUUACAGCGGCGGCACCGUUGCGAGCUGAGGCCGUUGUGACCUUUCUUGACAAUGGUUCAAUCACCAAGCUAAAUGACGUCGUGUCUGACGGUGCCUUUGGCACGCCUCUUAUUGCAGCGUGUGCCGGACCACCCGAGUUCCCAUUCAAAUACGCCUUUCACAAGCAGCACGAAUUCCUAGAUCCUAAGAAUUGGGAGGUGAUCCAAUUCGACCUAAUUGAGAUUUUACUCGACGCUGGGGCGAACCCGAAUCUCACCUACAAAUGCUUCUCUCCACUGAUCAUGCUUGUUUGCUCGACUUCGAAGAAAAAGUCGAGAGCGGUGAGACUUCUUCUGGAGCGUGGCGCAGAUCCCGCGCUUGUUGUGCCGAAAUACGGUUGUGGGGAGACAACAUUCCCAGAGCUUUCCGGGAGCGACGGAGACGGCUGGACGGCAAUAAGCGUCGCCGCAGAAAGGGGCGAAAGCAAGAUCGUCGAGAUGAUGAAACAACACGUCGCAAACCUACACAGCGAGACAUAG
This is a messenger RNA of Cladophialophora psammophila CBS 110553, 2724 nucleotides long. RefSeq lists its product as uncharacterized. The record is from RefSeq and is a predicted model, not a curated record. NCBI's taxonomy places the organism in Eukaryota, Fungi, Ascomycota, Eurotiomycetes, Chaetothyriales, Herpotrichiellaceae. Bases 1 to 2724 code for a protein of 907 amino acids. The transcript has 2 exons. Gene Ontology annotation, molecular function: protein binding.